Molecule: messenger RNA, 1596 nt
Organism: Enhydra lutris kenyoni (northern sea otter)
Lineage: Eukaryota; Metazoa; Chordata; Mammalia; Carnivora; Mustelidae
Gene: PRDM7
Product: PR/SET domain 7
Biological process (GO): regulation of DNA-templated transcription; positive regulation of reciprocal meiotic recombination
Cellular component (GO): nucleus
Molecular function (GO): protein binding; recombination hotspot binding; histone H3K4 methyltransferase activity
Source: RefSeq, a predicted model, not a curated record
AUGUACGCCCACAGAGAGCACAUCCCCCCAGCCUCAGAGACCCUGAGGACCAUCAGCCUGCAAGCUCAUAAAUCCCUGCGGCUCCACAGACCCCAAGGAAACUCCACGCGCUUUGGCCUUGGGACAGAGAGACUCAUGCGGCCACUGACGGCCUCAGAGUCUGAGCAGGGCCUGCCUGGAGGUCCCAGCACCAGGAGCCUCAACAGGCCCCCAGAGGAGACCCCUGAGAGAGACUCGGGGAGAACAGGGUGGAAGCCCACGGUGAGAGACGCUUUCAAAGACAUUUCCGUGUACUUCUCCAAGGAAGAAUGGACAGAGAUGGGAGACUGGGAGAAAAUCCGAUACAGGAAUGUGAAAAGGAACUACGAAGCCCUGAUAACUAUAGGUCUCAGAGCCCCUCGACCGGCUUUCAUGUGUCACCGCAGGCAGGCCAUCAAACCACAAGUAGAUGACACUGAGGAUUCGGAUGAAGAAUGGACGCCAAGGCAGCAAGUCAGACCUUCUUGGGUGGCAUUCAGAAUGGAGCAAAGUAAACACCAGAAGGGAAUACCCAGGGCGCCAUUAAGUAACGAAUAUAGUUUGAAGGAAUUAUCAGAAACAGCAAAGUUGCUGAACACAAGUGGCUCAGAGCAGGGCCAGAAACCAGUGUCCCUUCCUGGAGAAGCAAGUACCUCUGGACAGCACUCCCUACGAAAACUGGAACUCAGGAGAAAGGAUGUUGAAGUAAAGAUGUAUAGUCUACGAGAAAGAAAGAGUCUUGCGUACCAGGAGGUCAGCGAGCCCCAGGAUGAUGACUACCUCUAUUGUGAGAAGUGUCAGAACUUCUUCAUUGACAGCUGUGCUGUUCACGGGCCCCCUACAUUUGUAAAGGACAGUGCAGUGGACAAGGGGCAACCCAACCGCUCAGCCCUCACUCUGCCCCCUGGGCUGAGAAUCAGACCAUCAGGCAUCCCUCAGGCUGGGCUUGGAGUAUGGAACGAGGCAUCUGAUCUGCCAUUGGGGCUACACUUUGGCCCCUAUGAGGGCCAAAUCACAGAAGAUGAGGAGGCAGCCAACAGUGGAUACUCCUGGUUGAUCACCAAAGGAAGAAACUGUUAUGAGUACGUGGAUGGAAAGGAUAACUCUUGGGCCAACUGGAUGAGGUACGUGAACUGUGCCAGGGAUGAUGAGGAGCAGAAUCUGGUGGCCUUUCAGUAUCGCAGGCAGAUCUUCUACCGAACCUGCCGGGUCAUCAGGCCAGGCUGCGAACUGCUGGUCUGGUACGGGGACGAGUACGGCCAGGACUGGGCAUCAAGUGGGGAAGCAAGUGGAAGAGCGAGCUCACAGCAGGGAAAGAACCAAGGCCAGAGAUACAUCCCUGUCCUUCUUGCACUCUGGCUUUCUCCAGUCAGAAAUUCCUCAGCCAACAUUUGGAACGCAAUCACCCUUCUCAGAUCCUCCCACGAAUAUCUGCAAGAGAACAUUUCCAGCCAGAGGAUCCCUGCCCAGGCGAACAAAAUCACCAGCAGCAGCAACAUUCUGAUCCGCAGAGCUGGAAUGACAAAGCUAAAGGUCAAGAGGUCAAAGAAAGUUUCAAACCUUUGCUUGAAAGUAUAA